Molecule: messenger RNA, 962 nt
Organism: Polychytrium aggregatum
Lineage: Eukaryota; Fungi; Chytridiomycota; Chytridiomycetes; Polychytriales
Exons: 1
Coding region: 93-830 (245 amino acids)
Source: RefSeq, a predicted model, not a curated record
GACACCCCCCCCUUCCGCCACUACUGUAACUGAUCACUUGCCUCCAGGCGGUCUCCAAGCUUGUUUUUUUGACUCUAUUUUCGGUUGCCAACAUGCAUGCCUUCCCUCCUCCCACUCCACAUGUACACAUAUAUUCAUAUCACUUUGUUUUGCAUACUCUCUUUCUCUCCCCUUGGACUCUCGCCAAACCCAUACUCCUCCUUCGCUGUGAUCCUCUCGCCUCUCCAAUAUCCGCUAUAGAUCCAAAGAAUACUUCUCAUCGAUAUAGCACACGCGGCACCGCCGUCCCUCGUACAGCAAAGGGUUGGUCAGCUCGGCGAACAAUGCGUAACUAUGCCGUACCUUUCAACCUCAGCGUUCACGACAUGAACAUGUCCUUCCGUUUGAACACGACCGUGCUGCUAUUCUCAUGCGUCCAAGAGCAACGCCAUCCACCAGUUCCGCGUCGGGAAUUGAUACAGCGAUCGAAUCGCCUGCCAUUGCGCGACGGAGCUCCCUGGCGAGAGUGUGCACUCGCUUAUCUAUUUCCCCCCUCCCUACUUGAGUUGAUUUCUAUGUAUUUAUGUAACGCGACGGUGGUGGAGCGCAAGGGCCAAGUCGGAUGCAUUGAGUCUCGAAUCUCGCUAUUUGUCUCGAGCCGAGUCUGCCAAGAAUCGCUAUCGUUUGGAGGCCUGUGCACGGCCCGUCCUUCUCUGCCUCGCUCUCCUUCCCAUCGCUCGACACCCGCCUUGCCGCCAUUCUUCUAUUUGCCGGGGGGCGGCGACGGUGGUGGUGGUGGUGGUGGUUCUGAAUGCGGUCUCGCUCCCUUUUGCUCGGAUGGAAAAAAUUGAAGGACAGUCCGUUAUGGUAGUUGAAAUAAGAAAUAGACACUGCUUUGUUGACGAUGAUGCAUUUGGGGGGAGGAGAGGGGGGGGGAGGGGAUGAUGGUCGUAUGCGUCAGUUUGCUCUUCCGUCCUGCUAAC